This is a messenger RNA of Trichoplax adhaerens, 1731 nucleotides long. RefSeq lists its product as uncharacterized. The coding region runs from base 1 to 1731 and encodes 576 amino acids. The transcript has 14 exons. Gene Ontology annotation, biological process: cell redox homeostasis. Lineage: Eukaryota; Metazoa; Placozoa; Uniplacotomia; Trichoplacea; Trichoplacidae. The record is from RefSeq and is a predicted model, not a curated record. Gene Ontology annotation, molecular function: electron transfer activity.
AUGGCCGAUCAACCAUCCAGUAGCAGCAGCAAUAUUUUGAAAGUCAGCGUGAAUAAGUCACUGUUUAAGAAUGUCAUCAAGCAUACUGAAGCUCAUAACAAGGUCCAAGAAGUAAAUGAAAUGUGGCGGCAGCACAAGGUUAGCAGUAAAGUAAAAUCGAAGGAUAGCACUAAGCGGAAAAGGGAUUCAGAACGUCCAAAGAGGAGCAAAAUAGCUAAGCCUGAAAGUACGUAUUGGACAAAGCAGUUACUCAAUGUUGAAGAAGCAGAUCCUGACAGGUGGGGUCAUGCCGGAUAUAAGGAGUUAUAUCCUGAAGAAUUUACUCCUUCUCCGAUAUCGCUUACAUCCAGCAGUAGUAUAGACAGCAGUGUUGACAACAGAAAGAGAAAGAAAACAAUUUUGAAUCGAAAAAAGAAGAUGUAUAACCUAACGAAUAUGAAAGGUCGUGUUACCAUCUACUCUACCACUGGUUGCCCACAUUGCAAGCAUGCUAAAAGUGCCCUUAACGAGUUGGGAAUUCCCUUUGUAGAUGUUAACUUAGAUAACUAUCCGCAAGCAAGGAAAGAAAUGGAAGAGAAAACCAAUCGACGUACUGUACCUCAAAUCUUUUUUAAUAAUAUCCACGUCGGUGGUAACGAUGAAUUUUCUAAAUUGGAGAAAGACCGAUUGCAAGAAUUAGUGAAUGAGGUAACAAAUAAUGAACCUCCCGCAGAUGCUCCCCAAAUACCGGAUCCCUCGACUGCCGUACAAAGUGAUGUCAGCAGUGACAUAAAGUGUGAACCUGAUGAAUAUGCUGUUUUAGCGAAAGCCCUCCGCGAGAGUGGUCUUGUCUCAAAUCACAGGAAAAAUUUAAAGUGGCAUAAAAAAACUAUCAUAGAUAUUGAUGAAGCCUUAAAGCUUGGACAAGAGUUAAUUGAUCGUUACUUCCUCCAUCCCAUUCACGGAGAUAGAAAAUUUGAAAAUGGUAGUUCUUAUUAUAGAUUCUUGGAAGAUGAUGACGAUAAAGCUUUAAAUAUGGAAUUUACUUCCGAGUGCGAGCCAAGAUCAGCUUCCGAAGUAGGAGAAGAUUUAAGACGUCUAAUUUUGAAAACAUAUAGCAAAUAUUUAUCGAAUGAUGGCAAGAAAAUUGACUACAAAGGCAUUGCAGAAAGCCAAGAAUUUCAAGAAUAUAGACGAGCUGCUGCAGAAUUGCAACGUGUUAACGUUGCAACUUUAAGUAAAGAAGAAAAGCUAGCAUUCUUUAUUAAUAUUUACAAUGCUCUAAUCGUACAUGCUAAUAUUACCGUUGGCCCACCAGUAACAGUAUGGCAACGUUAUCGCUACUUCAAUACGGUCAGCUACAAGAUUGGCGGUUAUAAUUACACGCUGAAUGAAAUCGAAAAUGGCCUGCUGCGGGGUAACCGAAAAGCGGUGGGAUCCUUUAGGAAACCAUUCUCUAAAGAUGAUCCUCGUCUUCCAAUAGCACUUACGGAGCUAGACUCGCGAGUACACUUUGCUCUCGUUUGCGGAGCCCGUAGUUGUCCCCCUGUCAAAACUUAUUCAUCUAAGGAGAUUUAUGAGCAGCUUCAAUCCGCCGGUGAAGCAUUUCUCGAAGGCGAUGAAGCUUUACAAAUUGGCGAAAAGGAAGUCAAAGUUAGUGAAAUAUUCAAGUGGUAUCGGGUUGAUUUUGGUACUACAGAUGAGCAGGUUUAUUUCAUUAAAUGUUUUUUGUACCUAUACGACUUGAUGUAA